Nicotiana tabacum (common tobacco) is the source of this 1186-nucleotide messenger RNA. Lineage: Eukaryota; Viridiplantae; Streptophyta; Magnoliopsida; Solanales; Solanaceae. The record is from RefSeq and is a predicted model, not a curated record.
UUUAUGUGAUAGGAGGAAUUGGAGGAGCCGAAUCGAAGCGGUUGACUUGUGGGAGGAGUAUGAUCUUGAAAAAGGAACAUGGCGUGAAAUCCCAAACAUGUCUCCUGUGCAAGCUAACGCUGCUACAUCUGAUGCACCUUUGGUGGCAGUUGUAGACAAUGAGCUGUACGUGGCUGAUUAUGCUGACAUGGAGGUGAGGAAGUAUGACAAGCAAAAUAAAGCAUGGGUUACCAUAGGACGGCUGCCCGAAAGAGCAGCUUCCAUGUAUGGUUGGGAUUUGGCUUUUCGAGCAUGUGGUAACAGGCUAAUUGUAAUUGGUGGACCCAAGGGAGGUGCAGAAUAUAUUGAAGUGAAUUCAUGGGUUCCAAGUGAAGGGCCGAUACAAUGGGACUUGCUUGGCCAAAAGCGAUCUGGUAGCUUUGUGUAUAACUGUGCUGUCAUGGGGUGCUGAUCUUGUAAUCCUAGUCUUUUGUCCUUGAUGAUGUUAUCUUGAUCCAUAUUUCUUUCUGUUUUGAAUUCAUGUUUGUUCUUUGCCAGCAAUCUCUAUCGUUGCACUGCAAUAUGCAUUUAAAGGGAAAAAUAGGACAAUGAAAUUCCAUAAUUGUAUGCUGAUAGACAAGCGAACUCCUAUCUCAUCUCAUCUUUAUUUUCCCUCCUUUAUAUGAUUGGAUAUGUUUGAAAAAUAGUUGCAUCUUUGUGAAGUCAGACCAUUACUUCUUGAGAUAUGACAUAUGCAUGUGUUUUACAUGAUUUUUUUAUUCAUUCCCUCUGAAGUUUUCCACCAAGAGUUUUAGUUAAUUCACUCAUAACUCUUUGCAUUUGUUAAUUUCUCUCUACAUCGUAGUCUCAGAGCAUCUAGUUCUGGAAUGAAGGAGGGACACAUCCACCGCAAUUUGCUGAAAAGAGGAGAAGUGGAAAAUAAGGAAUGAUCAAUUGGACACAAUGGUCGAAUACAACAGAGUGAAGGUCAAGUGUUUGAUUGAAUUUACUAAAGGGUUUGUGCGUAGGUAAGGUCAAACUUCUGUUAUUGAUUCGAAGAAAUGAUCAAAAGAGCUUUAUUUGCUCGAGAAGUGGGCGUUUCCAAUGAUAAUGCAUGGCCUCUUAGGAUGGGAAUUCACCGCAAAUACUAAGAGAGGUUGAUAAAAUACUAGUUUAUUUAUUGUUGAUAAAAUGGCCUAGUCCUUCA